Messenger RNA from Porites evermanni, 5365 nucleotides. The record is from the annotation of a GenBank genome assembly. Lineage: Eukaryota; Metazoa; Cnidaria; Anthozoa; Scleractinia; Poritidae.
AUGGGUUGUAAUCAGAGCAAAGUGAGAUUUUCGCAAGUAUUUAAGAGGAAGAGGGUAAGAGCAACUUAGCGGUUGAUGAAGUUUUCGUAAUAAAUGAAAAAAAUGCCAAUUUUCUGCAUCUUUCGUUGUAGUUUUCGAGAGUGUUAAGUAAGGUAGUUGAAAACAUAUGGCGUCAGCCUUGCCAUAUAAGGGCACAAAUUUGAAAUUAUUCUGACCAAUCAUAGAGAGUUAUUUGAAGGCCCCAUGUGGGGUUAACGUGACCUUAAAAGGUAACAAAUUUGAAAAAUUCUGACCAAUCGUAGGACAUGUUUGAAAGCCCACGUGGUUUCGGUUCAACCGUAAAAGGAAACGGAUUUGAAUUGAAAGUGACCAAUCACUGCGCGUUUCCUCCAUAUCUCGCGCGUGCGUAGAAAGAUUGAGCCGUUACAGAACAACGAGUGAUUUUUGUUUAGCUCGGAAGAAAAGGCAACUGAUCAUGAAGAAAAUCAACAAACAAACAAAAAAUAAAGAUGGUUUCAAUUAUGGCAAUUGAAACCACGAAGUCUCCAAUGUUUCUUUGAAAUGUAGCGAUUACUAGAAAAAUGCUAUAUCAGCAUGAUUUGACUGCAGUGUCAGGCAGCGCGCGCAUGACAAAUCGUCGCCUUUCAAUUUAUUGAAAGAAUGGAUGAGAUCUUCGAAUAUCCAUGUUGAGAAUAAUAUAUUGAAGAUGACAUUAAAUGAAACAGUUUAAAUCGACAACAACAAAUUUCAUUUACAUUCAAUUGCUAGUAAUUACAAAUAGUUUACCCUCCCUCAAAUAAUAGCAAAGGAACUAAUCGAGGCCGAGGUGGGGGAGGGGGGGGGAUGGAGAGGGAAAAUAAGGCAUAUUUUGCAUUAUUUUAUUUUCAUUUUAUAUUUUACGAUUUGAGAAAAAAGGACUAGACAAUUACAACAACUAAAUCUUAGAUCAAAUAAAGUAAAUUCAUAUCAAACUCACUUUAGAAAUUUUCUAGGGUCUCAGUGUAGAAAACCGUCAUCCCGGUUGGGAACUCCCCUAUAUAGGGGCGGGGAUUCUCGUUGUCUCGCUUAGGAGUGUAAAUUUCGGAUUUUGGUCUCACUUGGGGUGUUCUGGACAAAAACGCCAGUAUAUUUAGCCGUAAAAGUCUCUAUUAGGGUUGCAUGCGAAGUAAUAGAAAAAAUUAUAUAUUUUCAAUUCGUUUUAUUUACUCGAUACAUGUAAUCCCUGUUUAAAAUGGUCUCUUUUAGGGGUCAAAAAAGGGUUAGGCCACGCCCUGAUUGGAAUUGAGGGGAGAGUUUAAUUGGAAAUUUCCGACGAGUAUCCCUACCUCUUUCAUAUGGGAGUCGCCCUGGACCGUCAGCCGUCAAAGGUCCAAAAUUUAACUGUUAACCGUCGACCGUCGAAAAAGUCUCUUUUUUUACCGUCAACCGUCAAAAAUAAGGGUUAAUUUUAACUACAAAUCUCACCAAUUCAGCUGAUCUUUACGUGGAUUCUUGCUCCUGAAAAAAUGUCUUAACUAGAAAAAAAAAAACAUUCCAUGUUUUAAAAAAAAGCUCUUUCUAGAAAUUUUGAAUGCAUUUGGAAAUUAUAUUUUAAUGAAAGGCCAAGAUAACCUCCAAAAGGCAACAGCUCAUAUUAAUUCGUAAUUUACGUUUGGACUAAAUUUCUACUUAAUAACGUAACCGUCAAUCAUCAAUAUUGGAAAAAAAAAUGUAGCGUCAACCGCCUAUGCUACCACUCCAUCGAGACCCUCAUAAGAGACUCCUUACUUAUCUGUUAAUAAUUUUUUUCGCUAGGCAACCAAGAGAACAACUUGGUAUGUUGACCUUGGUACGUUAGAAUGCAGCCCUCCUCUUAUGCAGCAUACGUCACAGAAACCAGCCCCAGCCUCAAACAUCCAUUAUGAGGACUUUUCAAUUCUGUCUUUUAUGACAAGAAAAGAUCAUUACGAGUGGGUGGAGAUGUAUGCUAAAAAACAAUUGUUUGAAUGUGUGGAAUCUUGCUUAAACUAUAAAGGAUUUCAUGAAUAUGGAUUCCACUUAUUAUCACUUACUCCAAGGCCCUUGUUGGAGAUCAGAACUUACGAUAAUAGAUCCAUUCAUUCCCUUCCUGGGGGGAACUCCACGGCCUUGGAGUACUUUCUAAGGUAGGUACAACUGAGACAGUUCCGGGUACAUUGUAACUAGUACCCUACGAGCAAGCUCACCAAUUAUGUCGAGCGAGCCGCGAGAGCCUGCCCCUCGAGCUCUCGUCUCCUUUCGAGCGUGGCUCUCGCGUGAAUUCUCGCGAAUCCCCCAAAUGAAAAGCUUCCUCGCAGGCUAAUGGUAAAUUGCCAUCGAUCUUCGCCUCGGUUGGAAUCCAAGACAGUCUUGGAUUCUGGAUUCCACGCCAUGGAUGCCGGAUUCCAAAUACUUGAUUUCGGAGUCUUUGUAAGUGGAAUUUGGAUUCCGGAUUCCAAUUGUUGGCGGGAUUCCGUGAGCUGUAUUACGGAUCCCAAAGCCCAGGAUUCCCGAUUCCACAAGCAAAAAUGUUCGUUACAUGAAGCGCAAUUAGGAAAAAAGUAUUUAUUGGCCAAAUAAGGUAACCCGGUGCUCGAAUUCCGGAAUCCGCAAAAAGAUUGCUUGUGCAAUCCGGAAUCCUUGGCUUCGGAAUCAGGGAAUACCCGGAUGCUGAUCAAGGAUUCCAGAAUACAAGUUCCACUGACAAUGAAUCCGGAAUCCCCUAGUACCUAGAAUCCGGAAUCCAGCACGUUUUAAUGCCUUUAUAUUUGCAAAGUUUAACAAAGUUGAGCCUCUGGAUACUAAUUCUUAGUAUUUAAAUGUCCUCAACUGAUUUUGUAAAAAUGAAAGUUCUGAUGGGCUCUACAGCUCUAUAAGUUUUGCGAACUUUUUUUUCCACUCUGAUAACUUGCAAAAACAGCGCGGAGAGACGGUUCCACACUGACUUUUCCCUUGAAUAUUCCGUCCCGAUAGCCCCCCUCCCCCUCCCCCCACUGUAUAAUACCGGGCCUCCGAGGUUGGAAGUGCGCAGAAGAUAUCGUGCGUCGGAACGAAAAAGCGGGUGUUCGGUAGCUUAGAAUGCUGAGAAAACAAUGGGGUGUUCUAUCUAUGUUGAAAAUUUGAAAAAAAAAAAAACAAAAAAAACAAAAAAACACAUGCACUCGCUAAAGUUCUCAACAGUUAAAUUGGCCUUUGUAUAGAACGAAAGUUGAAAGAAACAUGGCGUUAUUUGUAAUAAAUUACGCUAAAUAGGUCUCUAAGGAGGAAACACUUUAUAGUAAGGAUAUUUAAAAGCGAAUUAGCCUGUUCUUUUCUUAUUCAUUCACAGAACUAUUCCAGAAGCAAUUGAGGCAAAGGUGGGGAAUGACCCCUUUGUUCUUGUUAUCGAUGAUCUCGAUAACGAGUCAGGCUACAGUAAAAUGUGUGUUAGUCUGAUUGAGAAGACCUGCCAGACGCUGCAAAUGAGGUAAAAUAAUAAAAAAAAUUGUUAUACUUUCCUGGUCCCCAGGGUCGUCUUGUGUUCCCGAGUAGGGCGGCUGUAGGGGAGACCCAGCCUCGUUCCCAGUCGUCCUCGGCGAUUUCGGAUGUGACUUCACCAGUUAAUUCGCUCUCGGUUCCAAGCCUCCUCUUAUAACUCGGAUAGCGCGAACUGGCCUGGGCACGAGGCUGGGGGAGACCCUCUUAUCUUCUGCCGCCACCUUUUUGGAAAACGAAAAGACCCUGUGGACGAGGUUGGCACUUGUGAUUCCAUCGUGAGUAGCAUUCCACGAAGGAGUGUCCAAAAGCAACUGAUUUAAAAAGGCACUUUUCAUUCCUCUUGUUGUCUGUUGUUUCUACUUCUUUAUUCACUCCCUCUUUUCUCAUUCAUCCCAUUUCUACUAAGUCUUUUCAGAAAUGUAAGUGAUAUGCAUAAAUCACAGGGAUUCUUUCUAGCAACCGGACGGAAAAUACUCGAAAUUGUUUUCGUGUUAUUGAAAAAGGUGCCCGUAAUAUUAUCAUCAUCAUCAUUAUCAUCUUCAUCUUCAUCUUUAUCAUUUUCGUCAUCAUUAUUUUCGGAAAAAUUGCGAUCAUUAACAUACUGAUUUUGAUUCUUCAGUCUUAGUUUGAAAAUACCUAUGCUCUUCAAAAGAAUGUAAAUAAAUGAAUCACUUUGGAUCGAAUCUAUCUUCUUUUGAUGUCAUUCACUGACUGCCAUCUUAAUUUUCACAGAUUUGAGGGGAGGUUGAAGAGAGUUUGUAUCAACAGACCAUACGGUCUGUUAGCCUAUGACCUCGCGAUCAGAAAGCGGUUCAACCUCCCGUUUGCCAGGUAAGACAUCUAAUGAGGUAUUGCUAAUAUAGCAAUUAUAUUGGGUGGUCGCAAUCUUAGCCCUGUCUCGUUACCGGCGCAACGGUCUUCCCUUGUGUCUUUGCGUUUUUGAAGCUUUCCCAUGAUCCUUGCGCCGCGACUACCGUCGAAAAUCCCAAGAAGAGUCUGGGUACGAGGUAGUGCUUAACAUGCAUUUACAAAUAGUAGUUAUAUAGACUGGGGAAACGUUUAGUCAGCUUUGAUCAACCUCGUGCUCAGGGAUUCGCAUUUAGAUAAGGCGGAAGCCCUGGGAACGAGACUGAUUGUUGAUUGCCGUCAAAUUACCAAAGGUCCUGGCCCAGUUGUUCAAAAGGCAGACCAUUUGAUUAUCGAAAUCUCUUUCCAGCAGAUAGAGCACUUGAUUUCCCUUAUACGUAUUCAAUAUAUAGCAAUUUAUCCGGUGGCUUGCGCAAUCCAACGUUUGAACAACCAGUGCCUGGAAUUGAACAAUCCGCAACCUCGUCUCCAGGGCUUUUCCCGAAAGCCCUGGGGACGAGGUUGGAACAAUCCGCUCCUCCUGUAGGAUAAUGUCGUACCCAGAUCUCCCACAAGACAGAGUGAGAUCUGGGUACGAAAUUAUCUGUAACAAGGGACUACGCAGAUCUAACCUCUCACAUGUCUUCCACUGUCACCUGUCAUAAGACAUUCUGAUCGAUUUUAAUGAACGUUUUCUUUUUCAGCUGUGAAAUUGAGAAUAAGCUAAUCGUAGCUGAUAGAUUCUCUGUGGGAAAGCUGGCAAGAGCUACAGGUUAGUUUACAUUGACGGAGGCGUUCUUUCGAGUAUAUACGGUUUGGAUAGAAUUUGCCGAUUUUAUUUCAUUUGUGGUCAAUUUGUAUUCCUUUUGAGUGCAAUAUUACAUUUGUGGCUUCAACCCCCCUUGCUUACGCGCAACAUGUUUGUACAACUUAUCCGUCUUGUUUAAGACGGUUAUCUUAGAACUGGUUUUUUGUUGGUCUUGCAGGUUUUCCAGGAAGACUUAUUCCAGAAGAUGAACUUAAAACUAGAGUUGCGAGUCUCUGA